Verruconis gallopava is the source of this 1999-nucleotide messenger RNA. RefSeq lists its product as uncharacterized. Lineage: Eukaryota; Fungi; Ascomycota; Dothideomycetes; Venturiales; Sympoventuriaceae. Gene Ontology annotation, molecular function: DNA binding. The record is from RefSeq and is a predicted model, not a curated record. The transcript is spliced from 3 exons. Bases 18 to 1478 code for a protein of 486 amino acids. Gene Ontology annotation, cellular component: delta DNA polymerase complex. Gene Ontology annotation, biological process: DNA strand elongation involved in DNA replication; DNA replication.
CGAAGAAGUUAAUCAGCAUGGCCAAGCAUCCAGCCAGUUUUCUCCAGGCUCCAAAACAAGAUGGCUUCAGUUCUCAGGACCGCAUAUCUUCGCAGUACAGUCCGCUCAAGACAUUCGAGUUGCCGAAGGGCGAGCAGAAGCACUACACCCAACAAUUCGCUGACAUGUACUUCUUGAGAUUAGCUAUGUUGAAACCGGACAUUGUAAAAAUUGCAUCUGAAGCCUGGCGAGAUUUCGAGCUCGCUGGCGAGAAAGCGACACAAAUGGAGCGCGUACUAGACGUACGGCAAGGCGAACUGUGCUGGGUUGUGGGCACUAUAUACAUGGAAAUGCCAUUAAAACCAAACGUCCUUGACGAUCUGGCGAAAGAACAUUGGAUAGCAGCGCCACCAGCUCGAGAGAAGUACAUCUCACCCGACGGGAAUGAGGAGAUAUUUAUGGAAGACGAGUCGGGGCGAUUAAGACUGACAGGCGAUAAUCUUCGGCGCCAUCUUUUGGUAACAGGAUGUAUUAUUGCUGCACUUGGCACAGAGAACGCAACGGGUGAUUUUGAGGUUAUCGAUAUCAAGGUUGCAGAUUUGCCCAACCAACCUAGCCGGACUCAAGGAUCGGGAAACUCAGGCAAGAUUGCCAUUGUCAGUGGACUGGGAAUCGCAGGAGACGGAAGUGAUCCUGUAACAUUGGACUUGCUCAGUGACUUUCUACUAGGCGAAUCAUUACCUGAGAGUGAUAGUGUGGCACAAAUCUCUCGUUUAAUCAUUGCAGGCAAUAGUAUGGCCCACUCCAGCCCAAUACCGUCACGAGAAGAGGUAGCGGCCCGCCCAGCGGCUCUGAAGCGAUAUGGCCAUGACACAUCAAGCUACAACGCCUUGCCCAGCGAAGCGCUCGAUGCCUUUCUUGCGCAGCUGCUGCCAUCUAUCCCAGUUACCCUGAUGCCGGGUGCCACAGAUCCGGCAAGCGUUGCAAUUCCGCAACAGCCGCUCCACCCAGCGCUAUUUCCACACAGCAGAGCGUACUGCAACCCACCGACACAGCAAUCAGGGCCACCGAACUGGUUCGAUAGUGUCACGAAUCCCUGGGAAGGUGACAUCGAUGGUUGGCGAUUCCUUGGAAAUUCGGGUCAGCCAAUAGACGACAUGUACAAAUACCUUAGCGGAACGAAUCGACUAAGAAUGAUGGAUCAUCUUCUACGGUGGAGGAACAACGCGCCAACUGCGCCAGAUACACUUUGGAGUUAUCCAUUCCAAGAGAGUGACCCAUUCAUUCUACAGCAGUGCCCUCAUGUAUUUUUUGUUGGCAAUCAGCCACACUUCGCUACAUCUCUUAUUGAGGGCCCCGCUGGUCAACAAGUCCGACUCAUCUCUGUACCAUCUUUCAAGGAAACUGGGACGCUAGUUCUGGUUGACGCGGAAACUCUUGAACCUGAGACCGUCACAUUCAGCACAAGACAGCCAAAACUUGCUACGAAUGGAGUAUGAGCUUGUCAUCCCCUUUGACAGCUAGAACACAUCCUGAAUUCAAGAACUCCCAUCUCGCGGAGGCAGUCGCGUGCGAUGAUGUGCAUGAAGAAGCAUGCGUUACAUCCCAUCUUAGACUGUGUGGACCCUUCGAAAAAAUGAAAAGACAGAACGGUUGACCUGUUUAUGUGUACAGCACACAUAAUGAUAAAGAAGUGAUCGAUGCAUGAUGUUGUAGAAAAUCGAAUCCUGAUUUUUUCCCUUAUUUUUCAUCGAGUUGGAAGUGAAGUCACUGCUUGCGUUGAGUCUGCUCUUACGAUAGCCGAUUCUGGAUCAUUUCUGCUAGCUGAUAACACCAGGGGCUUAUAAUCAAAAUGUGCAUCUGCGCGUUGUAUCUUUUGACGCAAAGUGUCAAUACUCAACUUUGGCUGCGUAUUAUUAAUUUUUGUUCAGUACAUCAAGAUACAUUUGGACAACGCUGACAACCUGUGGCUCGAACUCCUGAAAACUCCACCCAAAUGUCUUCUCUGUCUUUGAAAUAU